AUGCCAACCAAGAAACCUUCCACCGCCGUCACGCAAGGAGCCGUUCAGCCCUCUUUACUUGCUGGUUCACCACCACCUCCUGCUCCAACAGCUGCGUCGAAUGAGGACACAGCAGCUCAAGCUGAGCUAACACAAGUGACUAACGACGACGACGACGACGACGAGCAAGCGGAUGCCGCAGCAGCUGAGCAGGGCGAAGAAGCCACAACACCCGCAGCACCAGAGGUAGAAACGGCCAUGACAUCGACUCAACCUCCCUUACCCGACGAACCUGCUCCUCCCGCAACGGGCGUGCAUAAAGGCCGGGACCCGAAUUGGACAGCCGUUUGGGAUCCAACGUCAGUUCGCACCAGUCUUGCUGCAGGGGUAACACCCCAUUUGGUCGUACUGAUGAGAUGAAUCGCACCGAUUCGAACAGCGCACAAGCCUACUACUUCCACCACACGCUCACGGGCGUCACGCAAUGGACGAACCCCUUCGAAGCACCCGUCGACUCGACACCCACCACACAACCCACCGCAGGUCCUUCCACAACAACCGCAACAACAACAGCAGAUGCACAAGACGACGAUCCCAACUCGCACAUCAAUUACCGAGGCAUCGACCCGGACUUGGCGUUCCUCGAUCCGAACUUGGCGAGACAACAGACACGAGGUGGGGCCGCACCGGUGUUUCAGGCGAGGUUCAAUUCAAAGACGGGGAGGUUCCAGGUCAGUACUUGAUCAAAAGUGAGUGCUGAGAUGUGAGGUGAAGGCCUGACAGCUUCUCGGCAUUUGACGAACAGGGUGAUCCGUCCAUGGUCCCCGAUCGAAUUUCGGACUAUUCGCGCUCGUCGAGGCAACAACAAGCCUUCUACGACACCAACGCCUGGACCGAAUCCCUACAAGGACGAGGACUCUACCAAGGCCAGCAAGAUGAGGUCGAGGAGCAAGGUGGUAGGAAGAGGAAGCCGAGUUCGAAGGAGGUGCAGGCGUUCAAGGAUAAGAAGGAGCAGAAGAAGAGGGCAAAGUUGAUGACGUUCCUCAAGAGCUGA
Molecule: messenger RNA, 1033 nt
Organism: Microbotryum saponariae
Lineage: Eukaryota; Fungi; Basidiomycota; Microbotryomycetes; Microbotryales; Microbotryaceae
Source: the annotation of a GenBank genome assembly